Molecule: messenger RNA, 1561 nt
Organism: Rhizophagus irregularis DAOM 181602=DAOM 197198
Lineage: Eukaryota; Fungi; Glomeromycota; Glomeromycetes; Glomerales; Glomeraceae
Source: RefSeq, a predicted model, not a curated record
UCUUAAAUGUCUUCCCAACAAAGUCAGCAACCCUAUAGCUGUAAUCCUCAUAUAACACAUCAACGCAAGUCUUCAAAUCUUUCACAGUCGCGACAUCAGCAACAAUUUUCACACAAUCCUCCAGCAGGAGUGACUUUAGAACCAGUUAAUAGUUUUACAUAUACAAACCCUUUGUCGUAUGAAUCGUAUAGCUCUUGCUCUUUUCCUUUGGAUAGUUAUAUAGCGCUUCCGAAUACUAGCGAAGUAGAAGGACCUCCAGGCGUAAAUAGAGCCGAGGAUGGUGACAUAAAGAAAACUACUAGUGCUCAACAAGCUUGGCUCAAGUCAUGGAUCAAAUCUCGUAAUGUAAAGCUCGAAGAAUCUGUAUCCAAAUUACCUAAUAUAACAAACACACGUGAACAAAUUCUACAAACACAUUAUUUAUUACAAGACAUGAGAUUAAAAUUGGACAAGUUAAAAGAAAUCAGAGAAACUGCAAAUGAAGAUGAAUGGGGAGAGAACAUAGAAGGUCUUGAAAAUUUCAAGAAAACAUUGGAAUCAAAUUUGUCUUGCACAACGGGUCAAAAAUAUAUUGAAAAAAUAAAAAUAAAAUUAUCUAAAGUUAGGCGUCAUCAGAAAUGGCGUAAGAAGCAUAUCAAGAAAUUACAAUCUGUCCGAGAUGAAAGACAACGUAGACGUGAAACAUUACAUAAAACUAUUGAUGAGUGGAGAACGGAAUGGAUAGCUAAAGAAUUAGCUUUGAAACGGGAACAAGCAAGAAAAGAAGAAGCUGAAAAGAGAGUUCAAGAAGCUGAAGCAAAAAAGAGUGAACAUAAAGAAUUAAUAAAACUUUUAGAAAAAGUAAAAAAACUUCGUGAUCUUCGCAGAGAACGAUUAAAACGCGAAGGUCAUUUCUUUCCCGAAGAAGACGAUGAGUUUUUUAACAAGAUCGCAUCAUUGAAUGACGCAAUGAAAGUUGAAGAAGCUCGUCUUGAUCAAGAAAGAAAUGCUGCUGCUGAACAUAAAAGAAAUGAAGCUAUGGAUGCAGGAAUGAAAGAACGCGAAAGAGAAAGAGAUCCCGUUUAUGAAUAUUGGCAUCAAGCUGAAUUUGAUUUAGAUAAUUUAGUUUUAAUUAGGAGACAAUGGGAUGUUUAUAUAAGUGAAACUGGAUCUUCAUGCAUACCACCAACAUUUGUAGAUCCAUCUCCACCAGCCAAUUAUAUUUGGGCAUCUUGUCUAACGCAUGAGUAGGCAAUUUAGUGAGGUGUCAAAUCACGUGACAAAAUGUCUAUUAUGACAUAAUUUAUACAUAAUAAAAAAUUAAGUGUUUUUUGACACAGUUGAUCUGGCUAUCUAUUGAAAAUCAACAUUUUACGCAUUUACGCCAGAACUUCUGCUUGACUUGUUAUCUUUAUACAUCAAUUCUUCUCUUAUCAUUAAUAUCUUUAAUAAUAACUAAUUAAGUAUCCCGGGAAUCAAACGAAAUUGGGAUAAAAUAUUUGAGCCAAGAUGCUUAAAUUGGUAACUCCGCAGAUAAAGUCUCCUGGAGGCGGUAUGCUUGCAUGUGUUCUUGAACAUUGAA